Paraglomus occultum is the source of this 804-nucleotide messenger RNA. NCBI's taxonomy places the organism in Eukaryota, Fungi, Glomeromycota, Glomeromycetes, Paraglomerales, Paraglomeraceae. The record is from the annotation of a GenBank genome assembly.
AUGUCCGACAUCGCAAUCCAGCGAAAUAUUGACAUCCUUGCGAACAAAACUUUCUCUCUACAUCGAUGCACACCUUUAUAUAAAUUCCAAAGGAAUAGUUUGACAAAGUAUGGGGAAGAACUCUACGCGUUUAUGGUUGCACAAAUGACAGAUUCAACUACUGUGAUUACGGAAGAGGAGGCCGAUAUGUUUAACGGACGUGUAAUCAGUGUCCAAAUUACGACGAUUAAUCCUUCCGAAUGGACAGGAUUGGCUGGGAGUCCGUUGAUAGUAGAAAUCAUGUAUAAACCGCGAGCCAUGUUCACUCGCUUCCCAAUGCUUCUUAUUAAGGCGCCGCCGAAGUUGGCUGAAAUUAUUUUCGAAUGGCUUCAGACAAGGUUUGAUUGCAGAAUAUGUCGAUACAGAUUACAAUCGGCACAAUUGAGAUUUAUUGCUGAAGAGUGGGCGAAGAGUGCAUUCGGACAGGAGCAACUUGAAGCAAAUAAUGUCAAGUCACUUGAACUGAGUUACAGUCUUCCAAAUAUUGAUGAGCUAAAAACCAUGACUGUGAAUAUACCAUUCGAAGACGUUAAACGCAUAUACAACGGGUGUACGACAUCCUCAGAAACAGACGGGAGACUCAUGCAAGCCAUCGAACAUCAUAUCUUUCACAUAUCACGAAUCAAAUUAUCUUCAUUAGUACUCUCGCGCAUUGGGACAAAUACGAUUUAUUUGGCUGGUGAGGGGAAAGCGAAAUUCUUCUUGUUGAAAGAUACGAAUACGACCGUAAAAGUACUCGAGCAGUUGAUUGCCAUUGCCAAGUAA